Onychostoma macrolepis is the source of this 2657-nucleotide messenger RNA. It is a transcript of the gene trip10b, whose product is annotated as thyroid hormone receptor interactor 10b. The transcript is spliced from 15 exons. Gene Ontology annotation, molecular function: protein binding. NCBI's taxonomy places the organism in Eukaryota, Metazoa, Chordata, Actinopteri, Cypriniformes, Cyprinidae. Bases 433 to 1971 code for a protein of 512 amino acids. Gene Ontology annotation, biological process: signal transduction. The record is from RefSeq and is a predicted model, not a curated record.
GAUGUCAGUGUAGCGUUACAGCAAACCUAAUCACAAACACCACUGUCAUCAUCUCGGAUUAUAUAUAUAUAUAUAUAUAUAUAUAUAUAUCAUUUUACCGGUGUUUUAAUUGUAUUUCUGAACGGAGUUAGAGACGUUGUUAUCCGUCAAACGUCCAUCGACUGAAAGCGGCCAGUGAUUCAGAAGCACAAUCAAAGGCACCUGAGCUCAGGUGAUGAGUCGCGAGAUCCGAUGAGACGAUCCCUUUCAGUUAAGAGCUGAUCUCACCUGCUGAAAACCUGAGAGAGCCACCGUCUCCUCACCGUAAACACGCGGGGUUACCUGAUAUUUAUGGAAAGAUUGUGAGUUAAAACAAACUUCAUUGAGGAGUUUCAUGUUCUGUGCUCUUUGACAGACAGGUUGCAGUGGUUUUCUUCUGAUCUGUCAGAGAUCAUGGAUUGGGGUUCAGAUCUUUGGGACCAGCAUGACGUGAUUGAGAGACACACUCAGAGCGGACUGGAUCUGCUGGAGAGAUAUGUGAAGUUUGUGAAGGAGAGAGCUGAGAUCGAGCAGAAUUACGCCAAACAGCUCAGGAACCUCUCUAAGAAAUAUUCCAGACGAGGCGUCAAAGAAGAUCAGGACACAAAGAUGACCAAUCAGCAGGCGUUUCAGGACGUGCUGAAUCAGCUGAACGAUUACGCGGCUCAGAGAGAGCAACUGUCCGAGAGCAUGACGCUGAGCAUCUGUGUGGAGCUCAACAGAAACCUGCAGGAGCUGCGACAGGAGCGCAAGAACCAUCUCUGUGACGUUAAGAAGGCUCAGCAGAACCUGGAGACCAGCUUCAAACAGCUGGAGAUUAGUAAGAAGCGUUUUGAGAAGGAGUGGAGAGAAGCAGAGAAGGCCAAUCAGCAGACAGAGAGAGUCCAGCAGGACGCCAAUGCCACCAAAGCAGACGUGGACAAGGCCAAACAGCACGCUCACUCCCGCAUGCACUUAGCAGAAGAUUGUAAGAACGAAUACGCUCUACAGCUCCAGAGAUACAACAAGGAGCAGAACAACUUCUACUACUUGGAGAUCCCAUCUGUGUAUAAUAAGCUGCAGGAAAUGGAAGAGCGGCGCAUCCGGAUGUUAGCCGACGGCUACGUGCAGUUCUCUGAAACCGAGAGGAACCUCCUGCCCAACAUUAACAAGUGUUUGGACACCAUCAGCUCCACCGGGAGGAACAUCAAUGAGAAACAGGAAACUACGGCUCUCAUAGAGCAGUAUAAAUCAGGCGCAGUGCCUCCUGCUGACGUGGAGUUUGAGGAUUACAGUCAGGCAGUCAGAGCUGCCACAUCUGACAACACAGCAACACACCUGCCGAAAGUGCGCAUCAAACAGCUCUUCCAGAAGAAAAACAAGGUGACGUCUCCUGAUAAGAACUUGCCGUUAUCGCUGGAGGAUCUCUCUCGUCUGCCUGCGGAUCAGAGGAGGAGGCGUCUGCAGGAGAAGGUUGAUGACAUCCAGAAGGAGCUGCAGAGAGAGACGGAGCAGAGCGACGCUCUGAUGAAGAUGAAGGGCGUUUAUGAGCAGAACUCUCAGCUUGGAGAUCCGUCCAGCCUUCAGCCUCAGAUCACACAGACCGCCCAUAACAUCGCCAGACUGAGAGGAGAGCUAAACAAAUACCAGGUUCAGCUGACUGAAGCCGGCGGUGGGACACUGCAACACACUCCCGGCAGUUCAGAGUACAUCACGGUGCUGAGCGAUCCCAGCGUGUCUCCGUCAGAGAACAUCUAUGAAUGUGAAUUUGAUGAGGACUUUGACAUUGAUGUGCCCAUCGGUCAGUGCAAAGCGCUUUAUGACUUCGACGGCAGCAGCGAGGGCGCCGUGUCCAUGCAUGUGGGCGAGCAGCUGAGUCUGAUGCAGGAGGAUCAGGGCGACGGCUGGGUCCGAGUUCAGAGGGCCAAUGGAGACGUGGGAUACGUGCCGGCGUCAUAUAUCCAGAUCUUCUAGAAACAGCUGAUCGCGUGUUUUACUGGAGUGUGAGCUGUGCUCAUGUGUCUCUAUCAACUGUUGUGUUUUUAUGUCAUGGGGAGGGGUUUUACUGUUUGAUUUAUUUCUUUUCUGUCGUGCAUUAUGCUGCUUCUGGUGAUUUCUUGCACAUUAUUAGUUUUAAAAUUGAUUUCCGUUGUCUUUUUCUGCUGCGUUUGUUAAUUAUUGCAUGUAGAAGCCUUCAGCUCUCACUGUUGUAACUUCAUGACAUAAAAACAGUCAAGUGUGUCCAAACGUGUGCUGAAUAAUUGCCAUAUUUAUUUAAAAAAUCUAUAUUAACAUCCAUACCAUCUGAUGAUAUCAACAAGUGCAUCUGCCACUUUAAAUGCUUGAGCAGCCAUGCACAAAGAACAAAGGUCAUGUUCAGGAUUUUCAUUAAAUAAUACAUUCAAUUUUGAGUUGAUUAUAAGCCGCCAACACACUUGGAAUAUAUGACAUGGGAUCAUUCUGUGAUAUAAUGUGAGAAAUGAUAUCUGAAAACAAAAGGGCUAGAACGCCACAGUGCGAGUAAAUGAUGACUUAAUUUUUAUUUUUUGGGUACUGUCCCUUUAAGACCCAUUUACGCCAAGAAUGAUAACUACAAAGAUUUAUUGCAUAAAUGUUCUGCCCUUUUAAAUGCUGUGGUCUCUAUUAAAGAUGGAUUCUGA